GCCCGCCCCGUGCUGGCAAAAGUGAUCGUCGUUAGAAAAACAGUAUCAUUUGGUGGGGAAGCGAGAGAGAUCUGCGGGCUUGGACGUUGGCCGGAUGGUUAAAUCCAACCUACAGACGAUACUGAAUAGCCAUUGUUUUGUGCGCGAAAAAGAGAGAAAUAUUUCCAAAAUGCCUGUCAUUGAGCUGAAUAGUAAUAACCCAGAAAGUGAAAGUGUGCGUCGUUGCUCCCGGUGUUGCAGUAACCCGUGUCCGGGGCCUCUGUGGUGUUCCGAUGCCCCUCUCCCACCCCUGAAGAUCCCAGGUGGGCGGGGGGACGGCCAGAGGGAUCACAAUCUUACAGCUAAACUAUUCUAUUCUGAUAAUCAUCUGCUGGUUUUUGAGGAGCCUGCCCAGCUGAGUGGCCGAGUGCGCUUCCUGCUGUUCGAGGCGCAGCGCGCCGAGGCCAAGGCAGCGGCCUGGAGGGCAGCGCUGAAGGGGACAAGUCUUUAUGUAGAGAUUCCCCCUGGAGCCCUGCCUGAAGGCAGCAAGGACAGCUUUGCUCUGUUGCUGGAGUUUGCGGAGGAGAAGCUGCACGUGGAUCACAUCUUCAUCUGCUUCCACAAGAAGCGAGACGACCGAGCAUCGCUGCUUCGGACGUUCAGUUUCCUGGGCUUUGAGAUUGUGCGACCAGGUCAUCCCCUCGUCCCUUCCCGCCCUGACGCGUUCUUUAUGGCUUACAGCAUCGAGAAAGACUCAUCCGACGACGAAUAAGCUUAAUACACACACACACACACACACACACACACACACACACACACACACACACACACACACUCUGACUCUUUAAUACACACUCUUUCUCCACCAUCAUUCUCAGUGAAUGACAAAGAAUCAAGAAAUUAAAACUGAGCGUAGAAUUUUUCAGUGACACUUGUUUUUCAUUUCACGCCACCUCUUUGAAGUCGUGCUGUAGAAACGUGACAUUUGCACUUGUUUUGGAUCUGGAUCUCAUUCAAGCUUACACCUGGCACACAUUAACUUGUUACUUUUCCUACCAGGGCUUGUCCCAGUUCACUGAGGCAUCAGCCUGCCCUCCUCCACAGAGUCGAGGGCACUUGAGAGAGAGGGGGCAGUCGGGCUGAUAACCCUCUCACUCUUCCUAUCAAAUGGCCCAGUGGAAUGUCAGCCAUUUUGUUUCUGCCUGUCCAGUUACUUUAGUGCAGUAUGAGGAAGGGAGGCAGUGCAGGAAAUGAGCUGGAACAGAUCCCCAGGAUUUUUUUGUUUGUUUGUUUUUGGUUUAAUUAUUCUCUAGUCCUCCAACUCCCUCCAUCCUCCACUUUACUGAUCAUCUCUAGGGUGUAAUAUUUAUGAUUGAAGGUGGCCAUGCAACAUUAAAACAUUAUGUGAGGUAGUUUUGUUUCUCAUGGCUAUUUCAUGUUGAUUUUAAUGUUUGUAUUGAUUUUUUUUUUUUAUGUGUGCAUGAAUCUGAAUUUUAGUUGUGAUUCUAUUGAAGAUUGAACUCUGCAUGUUGUAACAGUGCACAGAAUAAAGUGCUCAAACAUA
Messenger RNA from Clupea harengus (Atlantic herring), 1543 nucleotides. It is a transcript of the gene oaz1a, whose product is annotated as ornithine decarboxylase antizyme 1a. Gene Ontology annotation, biological process: positive regulation of protein catabolic process. Lineage: Eukaryota; Metazoa; Chordata; Actinopteri; Clupeiformes; Clupeidae. Gene Ontology annotation, cellular component: cytoplasm; nucleus. Gene Ontology annotation, molecular function: ornithine decarboxylase inhibitor activity. The record is from RefSeq and is a predicted model, not a curated record.